AUGUCCACAACCGACACCAAAUCUGGGGAUAGCCCACCGGCCAAAGACGCCACAACCUCCAUAUCCAUACCAUCCACACCCAGCCAUGUAACUACAAAAACCCCCUUCCACCACACAACCCUCUUCCAAAUCCUCACCGUCGGCCUCUGCGCCUUCUGCGCCCCCGGGAUCUGGUCCGCCAUGAACGGCCUCGGCGUCGGCGGCUCGCAAUCCCCCAACCUCGUCAACGCCGCAAACGCCCUCCUCUACGCCUUCAUGACCGUAACCUGCUUUCUAGGCCCCUUCCUCACAAACCUCAUCGGAUUCAAAUACACCCUCGCCCUCGGCUCAACAGGGUACCCGCUCUACGCCGCGGGGCUAUACCUCAACAACCGCACCGGCGCAACCUGGCUCGUCUACCUAGGCUCCGUGACAUGUGGGAUAACAGCGGGAUUCUUCUGGAGCGUCGAAGGCGCAAUUGCAACGGGGUACCCCGAGGACAGGAAACGGGGACGGUACAUCGCGACGUGGUUCACGUUUCGGAAUUUCGGGAAUAUCAUCGGCGGCGCCAUUUCGCUGGGCGUUAAUGUCGAUGCGGACAAGAAGGGCCAGGUCGGGUAUCAGACCUACCUGGCGUUCAUUGCGAUCCAGUGUCUGGGGCUGGUCUUUGGGCUUAUGCUGAGGAAUCCCGAGGGGGUUGUUCGCGAUGAUGGGACCAAGGUCGCUAGCCCAUCUACAGAUCAAGCGAGGAUAUCGUGGAAGACGGAGGUCAAAGCCAUGUGGACGAGAGGGAAAAGCCGACCAAUCCUCCUUCUGACGCCGCUGUUCUGGUACUUUGGCUGGAUCCAGGCGUAUCCUGGGACAUAUCUAGCGACGUACUUCACAGUGCGGGCGCGCGCGCUGGGCAGUUUCCUGUCUGCGAUCGUGGGCACGAUUGGAACCUGGCUUGCGGGCUCGCUGGUCGAUAUACCCUGGACGAGGAACCGGAAGACGCGCGCACUGAGUACGUGGAUUGUGAUUGCGUUGCUCAACAGCGCAACCUGGAUCUGGGCCGUCGUUAUCCAGAACGAGUACCGACAUACUCAGCCCGUGCUGGACUGGGCGGACCAGCGCGCCUUCGGACGAGGGUUCGGCAUAUACCUCUUCGAACGGAUCAGUCUGACCAUGGUCGAGAACUAUAUCUACUGGUGUAUUGGGAACCUGGCAGACUCGCCGGGCGAGCAAAUCCGGUAUAGUUCGCUGCUGAGGGGGAUUGAGACAGCGGGCGUGGCGGUGGGGUUUGGAGUGCAGGCUGUUCCCACGGCAUUAAUUGCGACGGCGAGUAUCAACUUUGGGCUGUGGGCUCUGGCUCUGCCGUUUAGCCUUUUGGCGACGCUUUUGGUUGUGAGGAGGUUUGAGGAGUUGGCUGUUGCGUGA
Molecule: messenger RNA, 1395 nt
Organism: Aspergillus puulaauensis
Lineage: Eukaryota; Fungi; Ascomycota; Eurotiomycetes; Eurotiales; Aspergillaceae
Exons: 1
Coding region: 1-1395 (464 amino acids)
Source: RefSeq, a predicted model, not a curated record